AUGUAUGUAGUUAGUGACGCUGUGUUGUCUUCUCCGACGCCCGCUGGUGCGUCUCUGAAGACAGGGGCUGCUGUAGGUUCCGGCCGCCAAACUAUGGUUGCUUAUAUUAACAUUUGUAGCUAUUAUUUUAUUGGCGUGCCUGUAGGAGUUCUUCUUGGAUAUGUAGGUAAUCUGAAAAUAAAGGGUAUAUGGAUUGGGAUGAUUGUGGGUGUUGUGAUUCAAUCACUUGCUCUUGGCUACAUAACCUCAACAACUGAUUGGAAUGAGCAGGUGAACAAAGCAUCAGAACGACUCAAUAUAUUCAAAAGACCUUUGGAGGAAUCAAAUGGUGAUUACAAUAUUGUUAAUGAAUAGGGUUUUACUACAAUUUUAAACAAGGAUGUUUAAAGUAGCCCACCUAACCUGUGUUUCUGUAAGGUAGUUGUGUUUGGUUAAAAGAACAAAAUGUAUAAGAGGCUCAGUUUUGAUUUAUGGUAAAAUUUUAGUCAGCUUGUUCUGAAAGACAAAGCUUA
Molecule: messenger RNA, 512 nt
Organism: Pistacia vera
Lineage: Eukaryota; Viridiplantae; Streptophyta; Magnoliopsida; Sapindales; Anacardiaceae
Product: protein DETOXIFICATION 38-like
Exons: 4
Coding region: 1-354 (117 amino acids)
Cellular component (GO): membrane
Molecular function (GO): transmembrane transporter activity
Source: RefSeq, a predicted model, not a curated record